Molecule: messenger RNA, 771 nt
Organism: Cylicocyclus nassatus
Lineage: Eukaryota; Metazoa; Nematoda; Chromadorea; Rhabditida; Strongylidae
Source: the annotation of a GenBank genome assembly
AUGGGCGAGUUGGUGGAGUACUAUCAAGACGGACGGGAAAGUGUGGAAUGUCGGACUAGAGGCUUGGACAAAUUGGUUUAUCUCGUAGGAUCGGCUAUAGCUCCUAUAAUGAAUGCACCGUCUUUACUACACCAUCAACAACUGCAACAACUGCUAUUUCAUCUCACUCAGGCUGGUUGGAUCUGUAUCGAGAAAUGUCCAAGGAGUAUUUCCCCUUCAGAACUGAUAGAAAUGAUCACCAUCCUUGUUCUUUUAUUUCAAUUUUCGGCCUACAACCUUACAUGGGAAUGUAUCAUCGAAAGCUGUGGACGGAGGGAUCCCAGUAUUGGUGCUAUAUGUGAUUUCUACGAUCUGCCAUCGUUCUACCACUUAGAUAAUGAAACUGCUCACGAACGAAACGAGCAUUUGAAGAAGUUGUCUUUCGACAGAAACUGGAGGAUAGGUGGAAUGGCCGUCCCUUCUAGGAAUCCACAACAAAUUUGCGUUGUUUCCUUUCUUGCUACUCUUCUCGAUACCACUCCGUCCAAUGUUGCUUACCAACUUAAACCCAAAAUAAGUGAAUGGAAAGUGGAUGGCGAGGUGCUACAAAUCGCUGUAGAAAUCAAUUGCAAUAAAGAGCGCAUUGGGCGGCUGCUCAUUGGCAAGGGUGAUCGCCGAAUAACAGAGAUUGGAAAGCGUGUCAAUGAUCAUAUGCACAGUUUGUACGCACGACAGUUAUUCGUGCGCAUCAUUGUCAAACACAAUGGGAAAGUUGUUAAAUUUUUGGAUUGA